Molecule: messenger RNA, 1398 nt
Organism: Apiotrichum porosum
Lineage: Eukaryota; Fungi; Basidiomycota; Tremellomycetes; Trichosporonales; Trichosporonaceae
Exons: 3
Coding region: 1-1398 (465 amino acids)
Source: RefSeq, a predicted model, not a curated record
AUGGCUAUGCGCCGUCAACCCAUUUCGCUCCCACCUCCCGUCUCCUUUGAACGUGGACGACCGUACCCCGCCCGCCGUGCAAGCGACAGUGACAGCAGCAUGUUCCGCCCCCCAGCCCAGCGGUCUACUUGGGUCACGGCACCUCGCAACCACUCGGCUUCUCCCCCGCUCAUGGCCAUCUUGGAACACGGCCACGAUGGCAAGCGCAUCCACCCCGAAAACGAGUACCACCGCCGCCUCAAGGCUGCAUCCAAGCGUGACCGUCACAAGCUGGCCAAGGAGGACGAGUAUGCACUUGACCGCUCUCUCGCGCAGGUUGCUCCCGAGCACGCGUGUGCACGUUGCAAGUCCCAGCGAUGGCGGUGCUACAUCCCUCGCGACCCCCACUCGCCCCGCCGUACUUGCCUGCCCUGCGGAAAGAACAAGUGCACGUUUGGUGGAUCAAAGUCGCGCCCACCCACCGUCGCAGAGGUCGCCGCAAACGCCACAUCCAUCACACUUCCUCUGCCUGUUGCCACAAGCCAGCGCCGCGCAUCAGUGUCGAUUGCGUCUUCAGCCUCGAGCUCGUCGAGCUCCUCCGUCUCGUCAACGUCUGACCGCUUGGGCCUCGACAUGGUCGACAACAAGCUCCCCCGCCCGCGCCUCGCGCCUCCCCGUCCCACGCUGCUCAAGAGCGAGUUCCAGUCGUACCGCUCCCUCGCACCCACGCCGCCACACACAUCGGCCUCUCUCCCUACUCCACAGCUCUCGCCCGCCAUCAGCGCCGACGCUUUCCAACACUCGCACCUCCCCACCUCGCCGCGUGACGGCUUCUUCCUGCCCCCCACGAGGGACACUCGUCCGCUUCCCCCGCGCCACAUCCAGAUGCCAGAGCGUGGGCAAAGUGACCGUCGCAUGUCUGUCCCCGCCCUCCUUUCGUCGCCGACACCAUCCACCACCUCGCCCACGUCCAGCGCCCCCGCCACACCCGCGGCGACCGUCAUUGCCCCGCCGGCAGAGGACGCCCCCACGCCCUUCGACCGCGACAGGCGCGAGCGCGAGCGCAGCCACUCGCACUCGUACCACCCGUACCAGCCAAAGGAGUACAUGCCCAGCCACCACUCAUACUCGCACGGGUCGUACCGCGGCUCGACGUACGGCAGCGCCGACAUGCCCCCUCCCACCGAGGACCUGCGCCACCUCCUCCUCGACUGCGCCGAGCGCUCGCCGCGCGACCCGCGCCCGCGCCGCAUUGCCGAGAGCAUGCUGGGCGGCGUGCGCGAGCAGUGGGUGUCAUCCAUCAUCGCCGCCCAGCAUCGCGGCGAGGCGCGCAGGCACGACGCCGAGGCCCAGUUCCAGAUGGGCAGGGGCCUGCAGCAGGCCCGGGACGCGUUUUCCCGCGUCAUGGACCGCGAGUGA